GAGACCUGGGCCUUCUGCGUUCGCUCUGGGAGGUGGCCCAGAUUUAUGUGCAUUACUGCCUGAUCACUCCCCUCCCUCUAAAUUCGAAUCCGCAGAGAUCUGGGGAUAUGCCGUUGACCCUGUUGCAGGACUGGUGUAGGGGGGAGCAUCUGGACACCCGGAAGUGCAUGCUCAUCCUGGGGAUUCCCGAGGACUGCAGCGAAGAUGAGUUUGAGGAGACUCUCCAGGGGGCUUUCAGGCCCCUGGGCAGAUACAGGGUUAUUGGCAGGAUGUUUAGGAGGGAGGAGAAUGCCCAUGCGUUUCUGCUGGAGCUUGCACAAAAUAUCGACUAUGCUUUGGUCCCCAGGGAAAUACCAGGAAAGGGGGGACCCUGGGAAGUGGUUGUAAAACCCCGUAACUCAGAUGGAGAAUUUCUCAAUAGACUGAACCGCUUCUUAGAGGAGGAGAGGCGGACGGUGUCAGACAUGAACAGACUCCUCCAGUCGGAUGCCAGUUGUUUGGCUCCGAGAGUGGCUAUAUCACCAGAUUUCUGGACCUGGGCCCAGACCCUGGGGGCAGCAGUGCAGCCUCUGCUAGAACAAAUGUUGUAUCGAGAACUAAGAGUGUUUUCUGGGAACACCAUAUCCAUUCCAGGGGCAUUGGCCUUUGAAGCCUGGCUUGAGCACACCACUGACAUGCUACAGAUGUGGCAGGUGCCUGAGGGGGAGAAGAGGCGGAGGCUCAUGGAGUGCCUGCGGGGCCCUGCUCUACAGGUGGUCAGUGGGCUCCGGGCCAGCAACGCUGCCAUAACUGUGGAGGAGUGCCUGGCAGCCCUGCAGCAGGUGUUUGGACCCGUGGAGAGCCGUAAAAUUGCCCAGGUGAAGUUUUGUAAGGCCUAUCAGGAGGUAGGAGAGAAAGUCUCUAGCUUUGUGUUACGUUUGGAACCCCUGCUCCAAAGAGCUGUAGAAAAAAAUGUGGUGUCACGAAGGAAUGUGAAUCAGACUCGCCUGAAACAAGUCUUGAGUGGGGCUACCCUUCCUGACAAACUUCGAGAUAAACUUAAGCUGAUGAGACAACGAAGGAAGCCUCCUGGUUUCCUGGCCCUGGUGAAGCUUCUGCGUGAGGAGGAAGAGUGGGAGGCCACUUUAGGGCCAGAUAAGGAGAGGCUGGAGGGGCUGGAAAUAGGCCCAAGGCCAUCUGGAGUCAGUGGGGUUGGGGCAGUGCCUGUGCCUGCCUUGGGCGACAGUUUUGAGGCGAGGCUUUCCCAGGGUUGCCGGCGCCGGAGGAGCAGAGGCCAACACCGGAGGGGUGGUGUGCCGAGGGCAGGCUCUCGAGGCUCAAGAAAACGGAAACGCCACACAUUCUGCUACAGCUGUGGGGAAGAUGGCCACAUCAGGGUAGAGUGUUUCAACUGCUCCAACCAGCCCUUGGUAAAGCAGAAGAGACAGAUUGCACAUGAAUCGGGAAACGGAAACUGGGCUUGGGACAAGAGCCAUCCCAAGUCCAAGGCCAAGUAGGCUCAGGACAG
This is a messenger RNA of Propithecus coquereli (Coquerel's sifaka), 1507 nucleotides long. RefSeq names its product paraneoplastic Ma antigen 3 (gene PNMA3). Bases 108 to 1496 code for a protein of 462 amino acids. Gene Ontology annotation, molecular function: zinc ion binding; nucleic acid binding. The transcript has a single exon. NCBI's taxonomy places the organism in Eukaryota, Metazoa, Chordata, Mammalia, Primates, Indriidae. The record is from RefSeq and is a predicted model, not a curated record.